Diachasma alloeum is the source of this 3135-nucleotide messenger RNA. RefSeq lists its product as uncharacterized. Lineage: Eukaryota; Metazoa; Arthropoda; Insecta; Hymenoptera; Braconidae. The record is from RefSeq and is a predicted model, not a curated record.
AUGGUUAAUGAUAAGGGUCACGAGGGUUAUAAUGAUGGUCAGAAUAAGUGUCACAAGGGUCAGAUUACGGAUCAUGGUGUCAUAUGGGGCUAUAUGACGAAUUUCUUCAGAUUUUUAGAAAACUUUUUGACAGCUAAGAAACGUGAAAUCAGAAAAAAAGUGAUAACGUACUGUUUCCCUGGAAUUUUUGUUACCCAAACUUUUUAUAAAUGUUCCAGUGAAGUUUCAUCGUUGACAUGGGGUCACAAUGAUAGACGGCUCUUCAUUGCGACCGGGACACGCGUUCAUACUGCUUGGGUAUCAAGACGUGUUGGAUCACUUCAACUGCUCUCUAGAUUGGCUGUGAGAGCAGCUCUAAUACAUGAAUCAAGCGUUGAACAACUUCCUUUACCUCCAAGACUACGGGCUUUGGUUGUAGCUCUUUUCGCUAAUACAAUACGAUCAUGUGUACCUGAGGCACAAGAAUUGAGAAAGUUUAUUUCUCGACCACCAAGCACAGGUGGUAGACUCCACUGUACAAUGCUCCGACAUGCCGGUGAGCCAGCUCCUUGCUACACACUUUAUCUGGAAUACCUUGGUGGUCUGGUGCCACUUCUAAAAGGUCGUCGCACAAGCAAAAUUCGACCGGAAUUUGUUAUCUUUGAUCCGCAGAAUCAAGACAAUGUACACACGGUUGAUUAUACGUAUCAAUUGCCUUUUUUUAGUGAUGGCUCUGACACAGAAAAAGAUAUAGGAGAUGCGUAUGGUUCACCAAGGAUUAAGCGAAAACAUCACAGGAAGCGAGACGAUAGAACAAAUGAUGAGACUGAUGAUUUGAAAUAUAUAGACACUUUACCUGAACACGCGAGACUGGUGGAAGUUACAUCAAAUAUUUGGGGAACCAAAUUCAAAAUUCACGGUCUAACAGAUUCAGUUCCUGCCAAUUUAGGGCAAGUGACAUAUCGAACUUCACUAUUACAUCUACAACCACGACAAAUGACUUUAGUGAUGACAGAAUUACGGGACGAUUUGCCUGCAGGUCCAGAUCCUAGUUUCAAUCCGAAUCUCUUUUCUGAAGAUGAGGAAGAAUCAUUUCAAGCCAGUCAUAGUAUAUCAAGGAAAUCGUCUGAAGCAGCACCGCCACUCAUAGCCCCUAUGACACCACGAAAUGGUCGGGUGAACAUAAAUCGCCCAAAAUCUCAAAACUCUAGUCAAUAUAUUACGCCAGAUCCACUUAUGUCACCUGUAGUAGCGCAAGCUGACACUUAUGAUGAUUUUUCAUAUAUCGAUGUUCAAGAAGUGAUGGAUAUAGGUGAAAACGUUCGCACACCUUCCAGCAGUUUUAAAACGUCUAAACAUCAUCCGCCUCGGUGUUGUGAUGUCCCCACUUUACAGUCGCCUAAAAAUUCCGUUGCUCCAACCCAAACAUUGAUAGCAACUUCUAAUUCCAAUACAGAUUAUUCUAAUAAUAUUCAAAGAGUGAAAACUACACUCGCUGAUCAACACAUGAUCAGAAAAGAAUCAGGAAAUAAUAAAAUUAAUCAAGCUGAGGACAAAGUAACUUUAGCUAGCUGUCCCGCCGAUAUUAUUUCUACAUCCCUUCAGAAUGGACAGAAUAGUGCUUUACGGCAAAGUUCGAUGAUUACGAGCCACAGUUCUCCACCUCAACAAAUUCACCGGAAUUCCUCAAGUGUUUCGGGUUCAGUGCUGCCGAAUUAUAACGCACACUAUAUCAAUAUGAAAAAUAAUCAGAAAUCAGGAUGUUUGAUAUCUCAUUUGAAUGCUUCCUCAUCCAAUUCUCAAUUAUGUUCAGCGCCCAAUAAUUUCUCAAAAAAUAUACGUGGUCCUCCUAGUAGCUUGAAUUCACCUCCAAGUUCACGUCAACAAGUCACUGGAAAUUAUUGCUCUACGUAUAGUGAGUGUCCCUCGAACAAACGGAAAGAUAAUAAAAUUACUGGGUGCUGCGGAAAAUCGAAUUGUAAUUCGAUGUAUCAAUUCACUGUAACAUCACAGAAGAAUGAAGACUUGAAGUUCAUCGAUGAAGAGUCAAGGGAAACCGAUUUCAUGCAAACUACUGGAGUAGGUCGUACCUCGACGGUUAUUAGCAUUGGCCCAAUGUGUCCACCGUUAGAUCCUAUCAUUAGAAGUUGCAGUGUUGGUUACUUAGAUCUGGUGGAUACUCCAAUGAUACCCUGUGAGAUUGCAUUGAAGAUGUUGCGGAAAGAUGCUCCAAAUAAACGACUUGUAUUAGUGUCUCAGAAAACUAGAAAGAGAAGGAAAAAUGACGGAUAUGAGAUUGGUCAACAGUGUAUGAAAUUGAAACUGAAAACAUGCGGAAAAUCUAAAAGUUUAGAUUCCAGUGAUGUGUUUCCAAGCACCGAGCUUAUUUCUCUUCCGCCCCAGCUUCCGCAUCAUGUGGAAGAAACCUCACGUCAAAUGCCAGAGGUAUUAGAAAAUGUUUCUCAUGAAGCAAUUCAUCAGGUUUAUCAAGACGGUGAAACGGAAAAAAGAAAAGACGAUGUAUACUCCCUUGUUGAAGCUAAACUUAGUGGUUCGUUAUCAUCGUCAUUGGAUGGACUCGCAGCAAGAUUACGUGAUUUCGGUGAUACUCAUAGUUUACCUCCACUUUCCCCGCACCUGACCACGAGACUACCACGUAGUUCACCAGGCAGUCCUGCUCCAUCCAAGAAAGAAAAAAGACCGGCCUCAGCAUCACCUAUCAGACGCAAACUUUUAUCAAGUCCACUGUUGAAUAGGCGAAGUAGAAAGAAUCGGGGAGAGAGCUCCGAUGAUGAGGGCCAAUGCCAGGAUGAAUCACCAAAAAGUUAUAGAAAUCUGGAAACCUUCCAGAAAGCCCAACUCCGUCAAAAGUUGAAACUAAAAGCAAUCAGUGCAUCAGGUCAUAAGGCUGAGGAGCUCGUGAUGCAUAAUAAAGCUCCAAUGUGGAACGAAUCGAGUCAAGUUUAUCAACUUGAUUUUGGUGGUCGCGUUACGCAAGAAAGUGCUAAGAAUUUCCAAAUUGAAUACAGAGGAAAACAGGUUAUGCAGUUUGGACGCAUAGAUGGAAAUGCUUACACUUUGGAUUUCCAGUACCCGUUCAGUGCGCUCCAAGCAUUUUCCGUUGCUCUGGCGAAUGUGACGCAACGGCUCAAGUAA